AAAUAUAUUUAGAAGCUUAUCAAAGCAUUAAUUGUCUUCCACCCUGGUAGUUGCUUGCCUUACCCUUCUCCGCUCUGAUCUCGCAGUGUCGCCGGUUGCCCUGCCACCCCCUACUUGAGCAGCAACUCAAGCCCUAGCAGCCAGAAAGAUGCAGUCUUCCUCGACUCUCCAAGCCGAAUCGCCGGCGAAAGAUAAGAUAAAAGGUGCGAGCUCCGAUCUGGUUCCGGUUCCACCUGGAACUUCGAGUCUUCUUCUAGCCAAUACUCCUAUCUGGGCUAAAUGGGUGCUUAGCUGCAUACUCUACCUGACGAUUCCAUUAUACAAGAGGGUACUAAGAAUAGAAGAUGAGGUGGAAAAGGAAGUAAUUGAUGUGGUAGAGAUCAUUAAGAGGGUAGCCAAAGCAACUGAGAAGACAUCUUCUGACCUGGCCGAUGCACUUCCAGCGGGAAGCGACCUAAAGAAAUUGGCUACCGAGGUGGAAGAUGAUGCUGAAGAGGUUCAUAUAGAUGCAGAGAAAGUUGAAGCUUUCAUUAACAAGGUGGAUGACGUUAAGGAUGAGAUUGAAGCUUGGAUGGAUCAAAUAGAUAAGGAAUGGGAGCUGAUCAUGCCCGAAGAGGCUAUUCAGAUGCAAAUGGGAAACAAUCUAAGCGCAGAUGCAACUAACAAAGAAGAAAAAAAUGGAGCAUGUUUGGCUUCCUGAAUGGAGAAAUUAUUCUGUGCGGAGGCCGGACGCAGAACGCCAUCGAAGACCAAUCAGAAUGCGUUAUAUCAGCGGUACUGAGCCGCAGUAACGAGCGGUACCGAGCGAAGGGGUGGCGCAUUCUGGUUAGUCUCCGGAUGACAUUCGACCUGCGCACAGAAUAGUUAAUCUCCUGGAAUGUAGCUUUGUAACUGUAUAUAUUAUUAUGAUUGUUAUCGUGCUUAUUGUAGGCAACGUGCUCAUGCUUCUGUUUAUCAUAAACAUUCAUUGUUAUUUAAAUCAACUAAGGGCUUGGAUGUAUUAUUUGUUGAUUCUGAUACAUCAUAUGUUUCAUGAAAGUGAUCAUGAUGCAAUCAAAUUUGGGUCUUUGACCA
Messenger RNA from Dendrobium catenatum, 1074 nucleotides. RefSeq lists its product as uncharacterized. The coding region runs from base 149 to 700 and encodes 183 amino acids. The record is from RefSeq and is a predicted model, not a curated record. The transcript has 5 exons. Lineage: Eukaryota; Viridiplantae; Streptophyta; Magnoliopsida; Asparagales; Orchidaceae.